UGUGCGCCCGGCCCAUUUCCGCUGUGGGGGAAAGAGGGACUUCUGUGCAAGAUGGCGACGUCUCUGUUGAGAUUAGCUGGCCGGCGUUGCCUCUGUGUCCAUUUCCGCCCUGGGCCCUCCAUGCAACACCUGGCGCCCGUGGGAACAACAGCAAAGGAGGAGAUGGCCCGGUUCUGGGACAAGAACACCCGCUCGAACCGCCCUCUGUCUCCCCACAUCAGCAUCUACAGUUGGUCUCUGCCUAUGAUGAUGUCCAUCACCCACCGCGGCACUGGGAUCGCAAUGAGUUUAGGGGUCUCUCUCUUUGGCUUGAGUGCCCUGGUACUUCCAAGCCACUUUCCUGACUAUCUGGACUUUGUCAAGUCCUUGAACUUGCCUGCGGCUCUCAUCUACUCGGGGAAGUUUGCCCUGGCGUUCCCCUUGACCUUCCAUACCUGGAAUGGGAUCCGGCACCUGGCUUGGGACAUGGGCAAAGGAUUCAAGAUCCCCCAGGUCUACCAGUCCGGAGUCUUGGUCCUGGUGCUGACGGUUUUGUCUUCCCUUGGGAUUGCGGCAAUGUGAAGUCCAGAGUGGCAGCGGCGGUGGUGGGGCAGCCGGCCUCCGUCCCGUGAAGUCUUCUGCUUCUUCUCUUCCUGAACAUUUUGAUUAAUUGAGGUCUUGCCGGGGAGCUUUGUCCUCCGACUGGACCCAGUGUGGGGAGGGGUGGGGGUGGAGGGCAGGGCGAGCCCUUCCCUGGAUGGGUGCAUAACUGUAAAUUGAAAUGAAGCCAUUUUUUGCAGUACGAUUGUAGAGCCUCCUUUUGCCGUGCCCCACACUUCAAGCGCUGGAGUUUGAGGGCAACUUUCCCGAGACGGGAUGCGCCAGACUCAGCAGCUAGGGAUACUGUGGUAGCGAUUGGCUAAGAAGUGAACGUACCCACAAUGCAUUGUGGGCCACUGCUUGUCUCGGCCUCUGGCUCCCCUCUCCCCCCCCCACACCGCCUGAAGCGGGAGACAAUGCCAAGCUUUGUACCCGAUCGGGGGAGGAGGGCGCACCGGCAGCACAGCGUGUGAGCGAGCGUGUGGGUAUAUUUUUAAAAGGACAACUGUCCCCAUUGAUGGCCGGCAGCAAAGGCGAGCGAGGCCACCUCCAGCAGCCGCCCUGUUAUCCUUAGAGCAGCAGCAGCGGCUUCGGGCCUUACGCUCAUGGCUGGGCUGCCUGUCACCGCCGAUGUUGCUAUGACAACUUGCUGAAACGUCGCAUUGCUUUCUUUGUAGGUGUGGGCCACUCGACAGCCCCGUGCAACAUCAGCCGCACAAGGCAAAAGGAAGGAAGUGAUGUUCUUUUGGGGUAGGAUAUGGGGGCACAGUCUCUGGUGCUCCUAAAUCUCUCCCAGGGCGGCCGGGGCGGGGGGAGACAGACCAACCAGGCCUACUUCGGUCAUCUCAUGCUUCCUCAGUUUCUGUCUGACAGCAGCCGUCCUCGUAGAUGGUUCUGGCCGAGCAAAUGGCCUCUGUGUGGGAGGAAGUGCCUCCCUUUCUGUCCGCUGUUGGAAUGCUAAAACUCUUCAUCACUCCUUGAACCUAGCAACCUCCCUCUGGGGCCGCGAGGGAUGUAGCUCCAGAAUGUGCAAUUUUGCGAACUAAUUGCCCUUUCUAAUAAUAAACUGGCCUCAGCCAUUCAUGGGGCGCGCAGAGGCACUGUUGUAAUCUUCCAUACGCUUUCAAAUAAAAAAGAAAGUUACAAGGUUGUGGUUUUUUUAAUUAAAAAUUGGUGUAGACUAGAGGAUUGAUCAGUGCGUGUCUUGCUGUCCAUGGCCUUUGAUGAGGAAGGAACC
Messenger RNA from Eublepharis macularius, 1816 nucleotides. RefSeq names its product succinate dehydrogenase complex subunit C (gene SDHC). Gene Ontology annotation, molecular function: succinate dehydrogenase activity; electron transfer activity. The annotation marks the transcript as partial. Gene Ontology annotation, biological process: tricarboxylic acid cycle; mitochondrial electron transport, succinate to ubiquinone. The transcript is spliced from 6 exons. Gene Ontology annotation, cellular component: membrane. The record is from RefSeq and is a predicted model, not a curated record. NCBI's taxonomy places the organism in Eukaryota, Metazoa, Chordata, Lepidosauria, Squamata, Eublepharidae.